Messenger RNA from Esox lucius (northern pike), 5062 nucleotides. RefSeq names its product kelch repeat and BTB (POZ) domain containing 8 (gene kbtbd8). Gene Ontology annotation, molecular function: protein binding. The record is from RefSeq and is a predicted model, not a curated record. NCBI's taxonomy places the organism in Eukaryota, Metazoa, Chordata, Actinopteri, Esociformes, Esocidae. Bases 365 to 1945 code for a protein of 526 amino acids. The transcript is spliced from 4 exons.
UUGGUUCUGUUUUAUUUCUUUUUAUAUUUGUGAUAUUCAUUUCUGUUAAGCAUAUUAAUUUCACUUACUCAAACAUGUCUCUUGGUUAUUGGUUGACUCACUGGAGAGGGUGGAGCUUGAAUUUCAAACUUCUGAAUGCCCUUAAAGGGGACAUUUGACCAGGGUUUGCACUUGUCUAUGAACUUAACCCCUGCCCUAACUUUAAUCUUAACCCGUAACUUAACCUUUUCAAUAUUAUACUUUAAUUGAGUGUCUUCAGCGUUGAUGCAAGGUCCUCCCACUCCACUGAGUCAACUGAUCAGAUGAUUUUCUGCCUUAAGAGCAGAUCUGCCUCCAAGACAUUGGAGUCUCCAAGAGUAGGUCUAUGUUCACCAGUGGCCUUACAGAGAGCAGCCAGAGGGAGGUGCGGAUCGUUGGGGUGGAGUCUGAGUCCAUGCACCUGGUCCUGGACUAUGCUUACACGUCCAGAGUCACGCUGUCCGAGUCCAACGUCCAGGCCCUGUUCACGGCAGCCAGCAUCUUCCAGAUUCCAGCCCUGCAGGACCAGUGUGCCCAGUUCAUGAUAAGCCGUCUGGAUCCCCAGAACUGCAUUGGGGUAUACAUGUUUGCAGAUGCCUAUGGUCACCAGGAACUGAGGGAGCGCUCCCAGGACUACAUACGCAAAAAGUUCCUUUGCGUGGCUGGGGAGCAGGAGUUCCUCCAGCUCACCAAGGAGCAGCUGGUGAGCAUUCUGAACAAUGACGACCUGAAUGUGGAGAAAGAGGAGCAUGUGUACGAGAGCAUCGUCCGCUGGUUGGAGCAUGACCGUCCUCGCAGGGAGGCCCACCUGGCUGAGGUGUUCUCUCAGUGCAUCCGUCUGCCUCUCCUGGACGACUCCUUCCUCAGCCGCAUCCCGCCCCUCUUUGCCUGUGCUCUCUCCAGGGAACCUGCUGAGGACAGGGCCCAUCUCAACAGCACCAACGGCUGCUCCCAGCGCCUGGGCAUGACUGCCUCCGAGAUGGUCAUCUGCUUCGACGCGGCACACAAACACUCAGGGAAGAAGCAGACCGUGCCUUGCCUGGACACCGUGGCCGGGAAGGUGUUCAAGCUCUGCAAACCCCCUAACGACCUGCGGGAGGUGGGCAUCCUGGUGUCGUCGGAGAAUGACAUCUACAUCGCUGGGGGUUACCGCCCUAGCAACAGCGAGGUGUCCAUCGACCACAGGGCGGAGAGCGAUUUCUGGCAGUACGAGCACGCGGGGAACCGUUGGCUGGCGCGCUCGCCCAUGCUUCGUGCCAGGAUCGGCUGCAGGCUUGUCCACUGCUGUGGGAAGCUAUACGCUCUGGGGGGCCGUGUGUACGAAGGGGAUGGGAGGAACGCGCUGAAGUCAGUGGAGUGCUACGACGCCAGGGACAACUGCUGGACUGCCGUCAGCCCUAUGCCCGUCGCUAUGGAGUUCCAUAGCGCUGUGGAGUACAGAGAUCGCAUCUACAUCCUCCAAGGGGAAUACUUCUUCUGUUUUGACCCUCACAAGGACUACUGGGGCCACCUUCCCCCAAUGAGUGUGCCCAGGAGCCAGGGCUUGGCUGCCUUACACAAGAACUCCAUCUACUACAUUGCUGGCAUCUGCAGGAACCACCAGCGCACCUUCACGGUGGAGGUCUACGAUAUCGAGCAGAACGCUUGGUCCCGUAAGAGUGACCUACCCUUCGAUCAGGCCACCAGCCCCUACAUUAAGGCGCUGCUCCUUCAGGGCAAACUGCACCUGUUUGUCCGAGCCACGCAGGUCAUGGUGGAGGAACAUGUGUUCCGCACCAGCAGGAAGAACUCCCUCUACCAGUACGACGACGAGGCGGACGUGUGGACCAAAGUCUACGAGACGCCCGACCGCCUUUGGGACUUGGGUCGCCAUUUUGAGUGUGUGGUGGCCAAACUGUACCCGCAGUGUCUUCAGAAAGUGCUCUGAGCGGGCCAUGGGGGAUGGUUUGCUCCCCCUUGGGAGGGAGUAUGGUCCUGCUCGUCUUGUGCCUGGUCCUGUCCUGUGUUUGCACCACAAGGACUGUCAACGUUUUGUCCUGAGGUGUUAAAGGUUUAACAUGAUCAAAUGGGGGUGCUUUCAAAAGACUGCAGUAUUGGUUUUCUGUUCUCCAGUCAGCAACAAAUACCCACACAGACGCUUGUUUUACAAUAUAGUACAUUGAAUCAUAAGUGCAAUUAUCUUGUUUCCUGAUCUUGUUUUUGUUGAGCCAUUUUUUCCAUUCUUUAAAAAAAAAAAAAAUACAUAUAUGUAUGUUAGAGUUUUUACAAUUGUUAGGCAUGCAGUUGAGGGGUCAGACUUCGAAGUGACCUAUUGAUUGACCUGCUACGUGUCAGCAUAUAGUGAAAAUGAUAUAUACAUAAUUGUAGAGUAUACAUUCAUACGGGUAAGAUGAGCGUUGUUGCUCAUUGGUAGGUUGUUAGCUCAGAUUGAAGGAUUUGGUCUAUUUGACUCUACGGAGGCAACUUCUACUUCUGUAUCCAUCGUUUUGUAGGCUAACAAUGAGUCUUCAGUUUGCAUUGUCAAGUCUCUUGAUCUCAUCACAUUGCAUACAUGUUUGAGUAACGCAAUGCUGAGAUGUUAAACCUGUCAGUGAAGCUACACAUGUAAUCUUUAGUCCAUUUGCCUUUUUUUUUUUUGUAUUGGCUGGCAAUUUUCAGUAGACAGAAUGGUGUAAUUUAAUUAAACUCAUGAAACAGCCUUUAACUUACAGGGUGUUACCAUCCUGUGAGUUCUUAGUUUGGGCAGGUAUGUUCUGGCAUGCAGUCAGCAGCAGGAUAUGUUGUCUAAAUUUGACGUUUCUAACUUUUGGCAAUGUCAAAAGAGUUAAAUCUUUGCUAAAAAUCAUUGUCUAUGACUAAACCAAAAGACGUGAUGGGUGGCGGAUAUAGCUAGCUUGAUUUCCCAUGUUUUUCUUCCUUAUAUUUGGGGAGCCCAAUGGGGCCCUUUUUCAUCUUCUAGUUGAGAGUAUGGGACUGAAUACGGAAGUAUGACAUAGGACCACCCCACUUUCUUAAGGUGUUGUUCAAUUUACAUGCUAAUUUCUCCCUACAUCGAGCUCGUCUUUGUGAAAAUGUCUAAGUUGUAAUGAAGUAUGCUAGGGAUUCAGAUCAAUUUAGUGUUACUGCCAUGCAUGAUGGCAGGUUGAUAUGAUGCUAUUUUAUGGAACACAUAUUUUGCUUUUAAGAGAAUGCCUUAGUUGUCAACCAAUGUGCUACUUGGCUUUUUGCAGUUGGAUUUAUACUUUUGGAGUUUAACACACAGCUUUCCACUCGGAGCCAGUAUCCAUUUUGUUUGAGUCACAUGCCAAAACCGAUUGAGUUUGACUAUUCACUCUCCACAUUGGAGAAACAGGCAUAGUGUUGGAUGUGUGGCUGCCCAACAAAAGUGAGACAUUUUAAACCGGUCAACAAGUUUUUCUUCGAUAUCAACUUAACAGAAAUCACAUGGAGUGAAGGGACAUGGUUCACACUGAUGGAUUGAUUUAGCCAAAGGGUCAGCAGCUCACUGCAGCAUAGUGUGUUCAGUUUUUUGAGGGGGGGGGGGGGCAGACAUGUCUGAAUUACACGCUUUUGUUUGAAAUAACCUACCUCUUAAAUGCUUAAAUGCAUUUAAGAACAUGUUUUGGUUCAUCUGAAAAGUCCAAUUUUCUAGUAGCAAUAACUAAGGAAACUGAUACAUCGGUUUACCGUAGUAGAAGUGCAUUAACUAUUGUUUUCCAGCUUAUUUUGGGUACUUACCUUUGCUAGGUGAAAUGGCUCUAUUGCUGUUGGUGUUACAGUAGUUUGAGCAGGAAUGGAGUAGAGGUUGAUGUGUAGCCUAACUUGGUGCAGAUCCCAAUGGAUGUCAUUGUGCCUAUGGGGGUGUGGGUGGGUGGAGGCAUCAGGUGGUUGUCCUGUGUGUUUAGCCAGGAAUGGUUUUAAGUCUUACUCAUUAUUGCACUGAGUCACUCUUCAAUGGUCUGUCACUGAAAACUUGGCCAGUCACCCUCUGGGACAGUGAAAUACUAGCAUGUGACCCAACUUCCAUGCUAUGGUUCUUAUACAUCAAUCUGUACAUGUUAUGUGGAGACAAACAGAAAACUAUUGGUGCUGCUUUUUUGACAAUCUUGUAUAUAAGACAUUGCAAUAUAGACUUUGGUGUUCCUUAUGGAACUGCACCAUUUUCAGUGACUUCAGUAAUUUUCUCAUGCAGGUUCCUGUGUCAUCUUUGCACUACAUACAGCUGUUUUAUCACAUUAAAGCGUUUCUCCAAAAUCAACCACAAAGCAAUCUUGGGAACUGCAGUUUCGUCUGCAUAUAAUUUGAGAUGGAGAGUAAUAUGGAGACCCACCAUUUGUGUGGCUUUGUGGACAUUGUCAACUUAAGAAAAGGACUUCAGAUAAUUUGGCACUCUUUGAUCUGACCAGAGCAGUGCCCUGUAGAAGUUCCUUCAGGUGAGGAAAAGGGUCUUGCCUAAACUGAGUUGCAUGGGAACCAGGAAUGGACAACUCUCAGGAUUUGUAUUGAUACACAGUACUGUAUUUAAAAUGUCUUGUUUUGUGUAAUAUACUGUACUAGACGUUUGCUGUACUUGCACAGUUUUUUUUAAUUACUUUAUUUCUUUUAUAACUUAAAAUAGAAGUGAUUUCUUUUGUAAUAGUCAGUCUUGUUUCUAUUUACUACAUUUAGUUGGAUUCUGUUCUGUAUUCCACUCAACAAGAAUAUACCUGCACAUCAUUUGAUUUUCUUUUGGUUCAGUUUUGCUUACCAUAACUUCUCAAUAAGCAUUAUAGAUCUGUAACUCCAAUGUUACAUGCAUAUCUCAGACUUGAAAUACACCAAGCUUACAAUGAAUAAGCCAAACAAUGUGCUUUCUGUGUAAGUGAUAGUUGGCUUUGCGGCAAUAUAAAUUCAUCAAGAUAAUGGAUGACUAGCAGUGGAAUCUUCCUGUAUUUUUAUUUUUGUUUGCUGGUUUGUCAAUGUAGGGUUUGGGCAAUAGCUGUGGUUGAGCUCAACUGUGAAAUUCACAUUGCACAUAAUUUGAGAAUAAAAUAACGUUAAAGUA